This is a messenger RNA of Procambarus clarkii (red swamp crayfish), 7596 nucleotides long. RefSeq names its product gem-associated protein 5. NCBI's taxonomy places the organism in Eukaryota, Metazoa, Arthropoda, Malacostraca, Decapoda, Cambaridae. Gene Ontology annotation, biological process: spliceosomal snRNP assembly. The record is from RefSeq and is a predicted model, not a curated record. Gene Ontology annotation, molecular function: mRNA 3'-UTR binding; protein binding. Gene Ontology annotation, cellular component: SMN complex; nucleus.
GCUACUUUCCUGCUCAAUUUGUCUGAAAAAAAGCAAUGAUGGAUGACUAUCAGGAGUUUGAUCGAUAUUGGGAGAGAGACGACUUUUUUAGUUUUGGCUCCCUCCCAAAGUGUCAGUGCCAUUAUGACUAUGAGGAUUUUAUCAUGCAUGAGAUCGGAGAAAUUCUGCUUCCACCAUCUCCAAACUGGUUCCUCAGUGAUGCUAUUGACAGUCGGGAUGAAGAUAAUCUGUUGGUUGCUGCAUCUUUUAAGGCUAUUGUAGUGUAUGAGGUAACUGGGGAAAAGAGACUACCAAGAGUGCUCAAGGUAAUACCUCACAGCAGUGAAAGAGUUUUGUCUGUUCGAUUACAUCGCAAAGUGUCCGAGCCAGAUUAUGGACACACAGUUGCAAGCACUAGUGAUACGUCGGUUGUUAGAUUAUAUAAUUUACACACUGGUGAUGUUAUUGCACAGCAUCAGGAACACCAGGGUCUUAAUGUUAAUGGCAUUUGCUGGGGCAGCAUUGGAGGAGAAGAAGUCGUAGUGACAGUGAGCAGUGGUGGGCGUAUGGUAGUGUGGCAGGCAAGACACGGUGCAACACGUAUCCAUACUAUUCGUGAGUUUUCUGAACUCACCUUGGUGGAGAUUAAUCCGAAGAAUCCUUCACAGGCUCUUGUUGCUGCUGAAAAGGAUAUUGCACUUGUCUCUCUAAAAGAUGGAGGAGUUCUUACGCACCUGCACGGCCAUGAUUAUGGAGUGUACUGCAUAAGAUGGUACCUUGGUGACGGUAACCCAUUCUCACAGGAUUCUGGACCUAUCAAUCACAGGGCAGAAGCUCUAAAGGAUAGCUAUGCCAAAGUCAAUGGUGAAAGUGGGAAAAAUAAGGAUAAAAAUUCAGAGAAUGGUAAACAGCAGAACAACAAAGCCGUGGGAACUUUUGAGGGCCCAUUCUUUGUAUCUUCUGAUUAUGGCCGCAACUUCUUACUGUGGGAUCUGUCGGCCAAAAGAUACAUAACCAAAGCUAAUGUUCCCCUCUCGGCAUCUGGCUUUAAAAAACAGACAUCAAGUAAGGACAAGAUCACUGGAAAGCAACACAUUGCUUUGGCAUGGCAUAAUGGAAGCCUCAUAUCUUCAUCUGUUAGAGGAGAGCUUCUUCAGUGGACACUGCAACCUGGAGGCGCCAAGUUCAAAGUAUUACACCAUCUUCACAACCGAGUCCUCUACAAUGUGAUGGUGAUGGGGGACGUAGUUGUGACCAGUGGACAAGAUCGGUUCCUCCAUGGCUUUCAUAUUGGGAACUCUUCUCACAUGUUUCAAUUGACUACGCUUGGUGCUAGUGCUACCACCUUUUCUUUCUGCCCACACGAUGCCAACAGACUAGCUCUUGGAUCUCUGGAGAACAAUAUAAGACUUCUGAAUUUUGGUCAUGAGGUACCCUUACACACACAGAUUGUUUGGCAGAACAUCAAAGGAAAGAUUCUGUCUCUUUCAUGGCACCCAUCACAUGAGGGUAGAUUACUAUUUGGCACUGGAUCAGGCCAGGUAGGAUAUGUGGAUGUAUCCAGUGGACGUGUAUCCUCAUUUGCUUACUACCAUCAAAAGGCUGUGUACAAGGUUGAGUGGGGACCACCAGUCUGUUCUCAGCAAACAGGACUGACAGAUGAUUGGUGUGCAUAUUCAUUUGGAGAUAGAGAGAUUGUUAUUCGCACUUCAUCUGACCCCAUGGCAGACCCAGUUCACCUGCUCAAGUUGAUCCCAGAGUCAGAUUCUGGGAAGAUUCCCAAGGAUAUUACAGAGUUCUCCUUCAGCCCAGACUACAAGUAUUUGGCAAUAGGAUCGCAAGAUGGACAGGUGCGAAUUUAUCAGAGCUGUGACCUGAAGUUGAUGGUGACACUAGUUGUGGUGAGAAAGGCUGUUCAGCAUCUUCUUUGGCAACCUGCUACAGACUCUGGCAUUCCAUAUAUUUUGGCUGUUGGCUCAAGUGAAAAUAAAAUACAAAUUUUUCACUUAGAAAAGCGUCUUAAAGGAGAGGAAGUUGGCAGCAUUGUAACACAAGCAAGUCAAGAGCUGUGUGGUCAUGAGGCACGAGUGGUGUGGUUGGCGUGGUCGCCACACAAGGAUGGGCUCCUGGCCUCCGCUUCCUAUGAUCACACUGUUCAGUUAUGGGAUACAAAAACAGGAGAACCAGUGGUCAACUAUGGCGGACAUUCAACAAGGGUUUUCCGUGUUGAGUUUAGCCCAUCUGAUCCUGACCUGCUGUACAGUUUUGCGGAGGAAAACAAUGUACAUAGCUGGCGUCCAUCAAAGUUGAAUUGCAAAACAUCUAGUGACAGUAGUGCAACACUGAAAGAGUUUCGGCCUAAAAGAAUAAAAGAGAAAGAACAAGAAACAAUUUUACAAAAGGAAGCUGAAAAGACAAAGGAUACACCUGCUCCAGCUCCUUCAAGUGAAAAAAAGACAGGAGCCACCAGCAGUAACAAUGUGUCGAAUACUGCUACAAAUAAUGCUACUGGAAGCAAUAAGAAAACUCCAUCCAAGUCCUUCUUCCCAAAACUUCACGUGGUGAGCUCGCGUAAGAAGAGUUUUCACCAGUUGGCCAUCCUUUGUCUUCUUAAUCGGACCAAAGCAGGCGGCACUGAAGACGUGACUAAUGGAAAAGAUGACGAAAUAGAAGAGGAGGAAGAUUUGGAGGAAGAUUUAGAAGAAAGUGUUACUAAGGAUGGAGUUGUGGAUGAUCUUGCCAACAUAGUGGAAACAUCUGAAAAGUAUCGAUGCCUGUUAGAAAAGGACACAGAAAUGGCCGAUCCAAGUGAUUUCAUCUAUGCACUCAACAUGUAUGGAAAACCGCAACAGUUGGAUUCACUUUUGGCUGCUGAAAUUCAACAUCAUGAAGCGAGGGGAAAUGUAGGACAGACUGGUUUUAUGCACUGCUGGAGAGGGUCACUGGAUGAACACAUUCGUUCUGCUGCCAGACACAAGAAGCUCACCCCUUUCUUGGUGGCAUCUGCACCACAAGUUUCUAUAAAAUUGUGGGAGUUGGCGUGUGAAGCUUAUGCAGAGCAGUUAUUGGAUGAAGGGGAUGUUAUCACUGCUGCAUCUUAUCUUGUAAACAUAAAUAAGGUCAAAGAAGCUGUUUCCAUGCUACUAAAGCAUCGGCACUAUCGAGAAGCACUAGCCAUAACCAAGUGUCGUCUGAGUUAUGACGAAGAGAUGUUGGAGAAAGUUACAUGUGCUUGGGCUGCUUCUGCUAUCUAUGAAGGAAAUUUUGAUAUUGCUUCUAUCCUACAUUUGAGCAUUGGUCAUGUGGAAGAGGCUGCACGCUGUAUGUCCAGGAGAAGUGAUCCAGGGUCAUUGUUUGUUUCAUCUAAGAUAUAUGAGCAUGUAGGAAAUGCUGAUUUGGCCAACUCGGUUGGCUUGUUAGCCCUCAAAGAAGCGUGUCUUAAACAUGAGCAUCAUAAGAUCGAGCCCUUCCUCGCUCAUUUGCCUAACCUUAAUUGGUUCAAGACAGUCUCUUGCUGCCAAAGUGUUAUCUUGGACUUACUACAAGAAGUUGGUACACAGAAAGGAGGUCACAUUAAUUACCUUAUGAGAAGUAGAAAGGAACAGACUAAUAAAGCCAGUCAAGAGACCCUGAUUGAAGGGAACUUAGUGAAUGGAAAUGCUGAUGCUGAGGAGAAAAAUGGUAUUUGUGCUAAUGGAAAUGGUGAGGUAGUAACAGAGAACGAGUGUUGUGUAUCUGAAGAGUGGGUUCCUCUACUAGAGCGAAUUGAAGAGGCAUGGUUAGCACAAGGCAUUACUCAAGAUCAAUAUCCCCAGCUCUACGAGGCAGUCACCCUCAACUUCUCCACUCAGCAGAUGCCCACUUCAGUCAAACAGCUGUGGUUCCUAGUGGCAGUGGCAUUGAGUGAAUGUCUGUUAAGCUCAUGCCAGGAGACAUGGGACCAACAUCUCACUAGUGCCUUGAGCUAUGUUGUAUCCUGGGGCAAACCUGACCACAUCCUUCACCUCACACAUGCAUUACUUCCAAAAGGAGUAAAUGACCUAACAACACUAGGAACGGCAGUGAUAGAGCAAGAGGAUAAAAAUAAUUCGUCAAGUGUUAAUCAUUUACGUCAUCUGUACUACGCUGCAGAAAUAUCUUUGUUACACUCGUACCUUAAAACAGACGAGUCUUGGUCAAAACUUCAUGAUUAUUCUUCAGAAAUACAAAAUCAGAUACAUGAAACUGAAAAGUUGAAAUCAGUAACUGAAAAUGAAUCUGUGUCUUCUGAUGGUCAGGUCACUGUAGAGUCCAAGUUGGCAAGUUUGACAUUAUCAGCAAAUGAUUCAGAGAGCAGUGAUUCAAAGCAAGUGGAGAAAGUUGAGCAUGAUAGAAUAUAUUGCCUUCCCCAGUCCAGUGAUGAAUUGAUUGCCAUUUUGAAUUUUUAUAUUGAUGGCAUGAGUCCAGAGUACAUGAUUGCCCCAGAAAUAAUGGGACUCAGCUCUGGGCUAGCAAGCCCUGAUAAACUACUACUAGAAAUCAUUUUGAAGCUUAAGGAGAAAGGUAACGUCAAAGAACAAGAAAUAAGAAACCUUCUGUGUAAAGUUCCUGCUAAUAGAACCAGAUCUUAGUCAAUUGUUAAUAUGCAUUUUGUCUUGAUUUGUGUUAGUGAUUAUUGGGCAUUAAGCAAAAUAAACACUUACAAUGUCACAUACACAAGUUUUAACAUGUUAAUGUUACAACCCAAAAGUAUUUUGGGGCAUUGAACACCCAGGCACGACCAGUACUGAUAAAAUUAUCUACUCGUAACUGUUUGUGAUUACAAAACCAAAGUUUGACACAUUUGUGAGACAUGAAUGUGUAAUAUUAAUUUCUUGAACAUUAAAACAAGUUAAGUUUAGAAUUCUAAGAAUUGUGCAGAUUUUUGUUUUGUACUAAUGUAAAUGAAAAGUUUUAGUUCCCAGAAGAGGUCAUUUUGCAUUGUUUUCAAUAGUAGGAAAAUAUUUCUUAGAUUAAUGCUUUAAACUACUCAAUCUCACUUUUUAUAAAUUUAUGGUGUAAUGUGUCAAAUCUAUAAUCUGGUUUAUAGAUUUGACUGUAGCAGGACUGGAGAGAUAAGUUGGUUAUGCAAACUUGUUGGCAGCCAGUGUUAAGGAUAUUAAGAACAUUUUGGGGAAGUGUUAAAUGAUGCAUGUAUUCAGAAAUAGACAUUAUUGUACCACUUGAUGUACUGUAGUUACAAAUAUCUGCCUAAAACAGUACAGUUAUUUGAUAAUUGAAUUCUAUCUUUUUCAGUAAUAUUUAGAAUCCUCAGUCAUUUGAAAAUACCAUUUUGUUAUAAUCAAAUUUUUUAUAUUUACUGUACAGUAUUUCUUUAUUUUGGGCACAUUGUUUUAUUCUUGAUAUUGAACAGAAACACCUUCACACCUGCAUCUUAUCCUCUUAACUUCUUGUUAUUGGUUUCUAUAAAUCACAUUUACACGCAUUGUUAAUUAUUAGUUGCUAAUUUGUUUCCUUACAUUUUAAAGUUUUUACUUCCCAUUUUCCUUUAACCUUUUGGCUGCGACCAAGGGUGGAUAGCUCUGCAGGCAACAUAAACUUGAGCUUAAGGUCUUGGGGUGUUAUUAAAAUUAGGUGUAAAUAAAAUGCAAGCUCAAAAGAUGAUCAUUGUAUUUUCUGACAAAAGAGAAGUAGAAAUGAUCACAAGAAACAAUAUAGUAUUUAAAAAUUAAAAUGGCAGUCAUGAAUAAUAUCCCAACAGUAUAGUUUGUGCAAAUGCUUCAACUUCAUAUACAUCAAGAAAAGUACUGUAGUUCAAUUUGUCAUCUUUCAUUCUUGACCUCAGGGUGCUCAUGAUUUAUUUUAGAGCAGAAAAAUUAUCUCUUCCCCACUGCAGUUGAAUGCCAUAAAGUAAAGAAAUGUAUACAGUGUGUGGAAGAACCAAAGAGAGGUUAUUUGACACAAUUUACCUUCAAUAUCAGCCAAAGUUAAUUUGUUUCAUAAACUGUCUGAUUUUAUGAAUGAUUUCAUGAAUGAUAUUUCCAUCAUCAGAGUUUAUGAAACUGAAUGUAACUGCAGCUGAUAUUGAAAUUGAAUGUUAUGAGCUGCACUGCAUAUAUCUAAGCAAAUUGUUGUCUUUAAGCAAUAGUCUUAGUGAGGAUGGUCUUUUUAUUUAGCAAGGUUGGAAAUUAGUAUGAUUUCCUGUUUCAUGCAAAGACGGUGGGGGUGGCAUGGGGCUCAACCCUUGACCUGUCUAUGACUAUCCCCUGGACAAAGACCAGUUAAAUUGCAAAGUUUGAUGAGGAUAGUCCUUAGUGUUUGGCCUCCCAACUUUGAAAAAACAGACACUCGGUCAGAUGGUGUGUGUAUUAUCCUAUACAUGGGUUUAUGUACCUCUAACCUUUCCACUGAAUGGGUGUAGGGUGCGUGCUAAAUGAACAAAAUAGUCAUUAAUGAAUGUUACAAUAUACAAAACAUAUAGUGUCUUAAUUAUGUAAACUAAAAUUGAUAAAUAGGUGUGAGGAUUUGAACAAGGCAUAGUUGAACAUUUUAGUGCUACUGCUUUGGGUGACAUUUCAGUUUGUUGCCAACAGAUGGCAGCAGUUACUGUGUCCAGGCACCUAUUUUGAAGGCGAGGCAACAACAUUACAACACUUGAAAACAUUUUUCGAAGGCAACUGAUAGUUUGCAUAUUGCAGUAUAGGCCUAUUUUUUAUUUGAUUACCAUUGCAUUGCAUAGCCAAAGGGUUAAUGUCAAAUCCUCCCAUAUAGUGUAUCUACCAGUGCUUAUUGCAUACAAACCCAAAUGUUCUUUAUAUUAAUAUCUAAUGCUUUUAUAGAUAAAAGCAUUAAAAGAUAUAGAUGCUUUUAUUUUAUAACCAAAACCAUUUCAUUUCCCAUUAAGCUUUUCUAUGUAACUUGCCCUUGAUUUUUUUCUCGUUCAUAUUUUUCAAAUACCUAUAAGCUUUAGUGUGAUAAGCCAUCAUUCUUAGCUAGCAAUAACCCAUUUCGGACAUGCCAAAUGCUGACUUUGGCAGCCAACAGCAUUAGCUCUUUAUUUUUUUUUCCCCCCAAUCAUUAAUUUAUUGCUGACCUGUCUGUCACAAAUAUUGAGAAGAUUGUAAGAAAAUACAGCUUAAAUAUGAGUGGUUUGUAUAAUGGUGCGGCAGGUUUUCAGAUCAAAAUCAAAUUACAUUAACAGGGAAAACGGAUACCCUUGUGGCAGCCACUUGAUAUUAUUCUGUAAUAACCGUCACGAAUAAGUCUUGCCGAGAAGCGAUCUAAAUCGUGUCAGUCGUGCGACCAUUCCACAAGCUGUAUUAAAGGUGAGUUUGAAUCUUCUGGCGAGAAUAAAAUACUGUAACUACAUUAUGUACAAUGUUUCCAAAAAACUGCAUUUGUGUUUGUAUAUUGUUACAAUUUUCUAUAUGUUGGCUACAAUUAUAUAUAUUAGCUGCAUUUAUCAUUUAUUUUUUAAACUUGUUUCUUGAUAUAAUUUUUUCUAUCAAUUUUAUUUUCAUUUACAUGGUACAGUAUAUGUAGUUCAUACUUAUUUCUGUAAGUUCAUGUUGAAAACAAUUGUGUGUGUGUAAAAUGCCUGACAUUUCUGAAUAAAAAUCAAUCUCACUAAUGAACAAA